This is a messenger RNA of Puntigrus tetrazona (Sumatra barb), 1460 nucleotides long. It is a transcript of the gene c8h12orf43, whose product is annotated as chromosome 8 C12orf43 homolog. The transcript is spliced from 6 exons. The record is from RefSeq and is a predicted model, not a curated record. Lineage: Eukaryota; Metazoa; Chordata; Actinopteri; Cypriniformes; Cyprinidae. The coding region runs from base 389 to 1159 and encodes 256 amino acids. Gene Ontology annotation, biological process: Spemann organizer formation; Wnt signaling pathway; negative regulation of Wnt signaling pathway.
UGAAAUGUAUUUAAUUAAAUUAAAUAAAAGCAAAUGCAAUAUUAUUAAAAAGUGUACCAGCAGUGUUACUGUAAUGCCGCGGCUCCGGUGCGGCAGGGGGCGCUGAAUCAGGCCGUGCUCACUUUUACACUACAGCGCAGUAUUUGGAAAACAUGUGGACAUGUGGAGCCCGGUGUCUCUGCAAACUGAUUUAAAGCGUUCAAGUUUUUAUUUUCGUUAAGCCGGCGUAUUUGCAUUGUAAUAUACGAGUUGUUUUUGGCGGUACGACCUCGGUCAGCUAAUCUAAACCAACCGCAUCCUUAACGUCUUCACGCGACUUAACCACACAGAGCAAUAGCGACGAGCAGCUACUCUUUUAUGUGUUGAUCAACACAAGUCGGCCCUUGGCAUGUCUGGAAGCAGCAGUGAAGAUGAAAACACUGACAGACUGAAAGAGGCGGUGUGGAGCUUUGGAGCGCAGGGCGUUAAACUCCUUGGAAACGGCGGCGCUUCCUGUCCUCACUAUGAAGACGGCAAUAUCCGCAGAGAAAGUCGUAGAACCGAUGUUUCAAAGCACGAGCAUGACGGUAACGAGCUUGGGACGACACCGGAAUUUCAGUCUCACGUGGCAAAGAAGUUAGGAGCCCUUUUGGACGGGCAUAUUUCAGAGGUUUUUACUGGAACUGUCGACUCUAAACAUGACCAGUCCAAAAACGAAGAAGAGGAGGACGAAGGAAGUUUCCAUCUCUUCUCCACCUCUGCUCCUGGAAAUUGGAUGGAGGAGCCACUUCCUCCACCUCCUAAAAGGAGACGCGUUCCCAGCUCCAGUGACAGCGACAGCGAGAAGGAGAUGAGGUUUAGAGAAGCGGCCGUGUCUGGGUCAGACAUCAUCGCCUCUGCUGCCCAAUUCCUCCGAGAGGAGGAGAAAAGUGCGACAAAAGAGCCAGCGGCAGCACAGGAAGUCACCGUUGCUAAAAAGAAAAAGAAGAAGAAGAAGAAGAAAAUAAAAGCAUCCACGGAGAGAAGUGAUGAGAACAAUACCCAGGUGUCAGAGAAACUGUGUAACGGAGAAGGAACGGAAGAGCAAACACCUGUGGUUCAGAAUCCUACAAAGAAAAAAAAGAAGAAAAAGAAGAAAAAGAGAAAGUUGGAUGAGGGCAAAAUAGACUGUGAUGAAUGAGAGACCUCGGUCAGGGCAGUGGCAUGUUGAAUUUCUGCCUGGGAUUAAAACCAAACUGCGAGGGGUACGUAAGCGCAACACAAAAAACAAAACCGUUCAGUCUUUCUAGGAAAAAAAAUUAAAUUAAACGGACAAGAACUUCAUGAAACAACUUUUGUUAAAAUGAGGUGAUCUGGACCUUUAUGCAGCAUUGUUUUCAUCUGCGUACAUUUAGUCUGAUGACUGACCUGAGGUCUGUUGUUCUGUAAAUGCUGUAAAUCGCCACCUGAACAUCAAUAAAAUAUUUUUAUUUUACUAGAAA